Molecule: messenger RNA, 1846 nt
Organism: Medioppia subpectinata
Lineage: Eukaryota; Metazoa; Arthropoda; Arachnida; Sarcoptiformes; Oppiidae
Source: the annotation of a GenBank genome assembly
AACCCGUACGUCGCCUUCAGGCGCAGGACUGAGAAAAUGCAAACCCGAAAGAACCGCAAGAAUGACGAAACAUCUUAUGAGAAAAUGUUGAAAUUGAGGCGCGAUCUGAGCCGUGCUGUAAAUCUAUUAGAUUUUGUAAAACAUAGGGAAAAGUUAAAACGAGAACAUCUCAAGUGUUCGGUCGAUGUCUAUGAGAAACGAUACCAAAUGGGAGACUUUAGCGGACAAAUCAUUAGCGAAGUAUCAGCGCUUCGGCACAUAAGACCGUCGUCUACCUAUUUGUCGCUCAAUAAUCAGAGCGCGAAAAUGGCUGAACGAGGUGUCGGUCGGCCGAGGGUUCGGAAUGAAGAGCACUCUCAGCCCCGACGUAAACGUGUCUAUAAACGCCGUGAUAAACGGGAUGAGCCAUCCAUUACUCCGGUUCGCGUCGAAGUUCAUGACAACGAUUACGUGUUUAACAGUUCGGACGACGAGGCGGACAGCACUUCGCCGAUCGCUGACCAGAUGUCGGAUCAGGAGGAACAGGAAGAUCCCGACGGAAUCUACGCUUUCAAACGGAAGAGAGGCUGUAGUUAUUACGCGCCACUCAUCGAUAGGUUAGGUAACUGGCCCUGGGCUUCACCACUCGAGGGCGGCUCCGGAGACCGUCGAUACAGAUUACAUUUAGAUCGGGCCUACACUCCACUCGACCCCUUUUGGUCGGAAUUCUCUCGAAACACAAUUCCCAAUGGCUUUCCUUCUAAUGAGCUUUUGAGUGAAAUUAAAAACGAAUGGUUACACUUCAGGCCCCGAACCCCACCUCAAGAGUCUUCAAGUUUGUGUUAUUUGUCAGAAAGUGUUGAUAACAAUGAAUACGACGCCGAAGGGAAUGUGAUUCCUGUUGUGUCGAUCACAUCAUUGAAGGAAUUCGUCGACGAGAACAGCAUUACAUCGAAUGGUAUCCACAAUGAGAUCGAUAUCGAAAGUUUCCACAAACAUCAGGAAGAGUUGAUCGAAAUGCAGAGAAAGCAAAUGGAAAGACUCAAACACAACCACCAGACGGGAGGCGACACCACCACAACCCCCAAGAGUGGGACGUAUAGUGUGUGCAAUUCUGAACAUUCCUCCCACUCUUCGUCGACCAAAGCGGUCACAUCGUCUCCGAAGGCGAGCCCAAUGUCAUCGCCAGUGAAGAAGGCGUCGAAAGUGUUGUCGUCGGACAACUGGCCGAUACGGUCGACGCCAACGGCGCUGCAGUUCUCGACACUGGACUCGGCUUCGGUUCAGUUCGCCGUUAGUGUAGUUCGGAGUGCGAGUGAAUUGACUGCAAACAUGUCUCACAAUAGGACACAAACUCAUAACACAUGUGCUAAUGACUCAUCCAAAGAGACUCAACUCAACUCUUAUGCCAACAAUUGUGAGAAACAAUACAUUAGUGACAAACCAAUCGGUGCGAGCAAUGGUCCCAUUCAUGGCAACGAUUUGUAUCGAAAGACAAUUAAUAGUGAACUAAGUUUGCCGUCCACUGCAUCUCUGACCACAUCUACGACGGGCCCAGAGCUCGACGCAAAUGACUCACACUCUCUCACACCCAUUACACCGCACCCGACGCCACACCAGAGCCCACACCCGACCACACACUCCACUUCUACCCCAACCUCUUGUAAAUUGAAAUUUCAAAAUAGAAGCCAAAAGACGAACACAAGUAUACCUCCGACUGAUGUCACUUGAAUUGAAUGAUAAUUUAUAUUUCUCUCGAUUUUCAUUGUUUUCCAAUUGAUUUAUCAUUUGAACGAUUGCUCCCAUUCUGUGCUGUAAUUCGUUAAAACUUUUGUUUGUCUCAAACCGAGUCAUAACUAUACACAAC